UUGUGAGGCGGUGCGCAGGUUUACCUGUUCUAGUUUCCGCUUGAGCUGAACAGGUGCAUCGCUUUCUUAGGAAAACUACACAAGACGGGUCUGUUAGAGGAAACAGCCGAAUAAACACCAGGAUCCAACGAAUCACGAUGCUUAAACGGCUACAAAAGGAAUUAUUAUCCCUGCAAAAUGAUCCACCCCCAGGAAUGACGCUGAAUGAAAAAAGUGUACAGAACACCAUAACUCAGUGGAUCGUAGACAUGGAGGGGGCCCCCGGCACGCUGUACGAAGGGGAAAAAUUUCAGUUGCUCUUCAAAUUUAGUAGUCGAUAUCCUUUCGAUUCACCUCAGGUAAUGUUCACCGGGGACAACGUACCUGUCCACCCUCACGUUUAUAGCAACGGUCACAUCUGUCUCUCCAUCCUGACGGAAGACUGGUCACCAGCCCUCUCGGUGCAAUCUGUUUGUCUUAGCAUUAUUAGCAUGUUAUCCAGUUGCAAAGAAAAAAGACGACCACCCGACAACUCCUUUUAUGUAAGAACGUGUAACAAAAAUCCAAAGAAGACAAAAUGGUGGUAUCACGAUGAUACUUGCUAAUGUACAAAAAAAAAAGUUUGUAAUAACCCCAGAAGAAAAGAAAGUCCCACUGACCUACGUAAAGCACUUUUGAAUCAUUCAGUCUCUGAACUCUGACCUUUGACUGGAACAAUGGACAGACACCAAUGCGCUGGAGGCUCUUGACUGCAUUGCCCCCCCCCCCCCCUUGCCCCCCUCCCCUUACCAGUUGGGCAGUUUCAUGCAUGUUUUAGUUGGUAAUAACGAAGAACGGAAAACCGAUGGGAAGGGGGGGAAUGAUAGUCAUGCAGUGUGCAAGGUGGAUUUUUGUUUAUUUUCUGUUUUAAAAAUAAUUACUGUUACAUUUUAUUUCUUUUUUUGGUGUGUGUGCGGACGUUGGUGUCCUUGUGUUGUGCAAUAAUAACCAACCGAUGGACGCAUGCUUGGGCUGACCAAGAAGUUAUCCAAUUGGAUUUCUAGAAGGGACCUGACCAUCAUAAACCCGAGAAGAUGCUUCAUCUUUUUUUUUUUUUUUACACUAUAUAAACCUAUAUAUAUGCCUUUAUAUAUGCACUGUAGAGUAUGUAGUUAAAAGGCACUGUCAGUACAUCAUCAUUCCCAACAUUGUAAGAAGCCCCCCCCCCCCCCCACACACACACACACACUGGUUUUGGUUCAAUGCUGGUACACAUGGCAACAAAACAAAUGUGGCAUUAGGUCAAACUCGAAACGGGCUUUUUUAAAAAAAAUUAUUUAACGAAUGUCUGUUGCAUUUUUCCUUUAAAUCCUUUACGUGUCUAGUUUUUGUACUGUUUUACGGGUGAGGUUGUUGGUUAACAUUUUCGAUUGUGGCAUUUUUAUUUCCGCAAGGGUAGAGAAUUGUGGGGGUAAUGUCGUAAAAGCGUUGUGAUUCUGGCUGGUCAGCGUUAUGGCUCAGGUACUUUUUUUUUCUCCCUAAUAAAGAUACCUAUCAGAUGUUUUACUAUAUUUUCACCAAAAGAGACUGAAAUUGGAAAAUUAUAACAUGUCUGGAGCUUUUGUAUAUAGGGCUUUGCUUUUUUUUGGGGGGGGGGUUGUUAGACAAAGUGGAUUUACUCCAUAGCUUAGUGAUAAUGGGUUGGCCUAGAACUUUAAACUAAUGAGGAUGUAUACAGCCAGCUUCAAAGGAUAGUAUAAAAAAUUUAAGUAGUUUUACAGUGGCAUUGUGUGCAUUUCUUUACUUUAUUUGCUGAAGAGAAUUGAAUAUUGAGACAGCUGUGAUUUAUGCCCUCCCAUAACUGACAGUGUUUGACAAGCUCGAUAUUGCAAAAUCUGCCUCCUGAGAGGCACGGUCAUUCAAAGCGUAAUUAUUCCUCAAGAAAUCAAUGAGAUACUUGAAUUUUCCAUCUCAGUUUGUUUAGCGUUGCAUUUGCUGUUUCCCCUCCCAGGUUUAGCUUGUCUUGAGUGGUGUGAAUGAAAUGGCACAGAUCACACCACACUCACUAAGUUUAUCAAUAAGUUUCUUGAACUUUCUAGUUGACCAUGUUUUUUGGUUUUUGUUUUCCUUUUUUAAUGUCUCAUUCACUGUCAGAGACAUGAUGGUACUGGAAUAAUGGUUUUAGAGCAGACAUUAGAGGAUUUGUGAGGGGAUAUAACAAAAGCCUUCACGGAAGAGAUUUCUAUUUCAAAUUAACUUGCGGGUGACUAAGUUACGUGAGUCAUUGGUUUUUCAUUUUUCAAUGUGUUUUGAACUCCCUAGUUGCAGAUUAUUAUAUAUUAUUUUAGUGACACUAAUGAGGGUUUCAUAUUUAUUUUAAAAAUGUUCUGGGAUGUUCAAGCUCUGUGUAGUAGGUGCCUGUUCAUUUUCAUAAUCGAUAAUAAAAGCAAAGAUUCA
Syngnathus typhle (broad-nosed pipefish) is the source of this 2415-nucleotide messenger RNA. RefSeq names its product ubiquitin conjugating enzyme E2 Wb (gene ube2wb). The record is from RefSeq and is a predicted model, not a curated record. The transcript is spliced from 6 exons. Bases 138 to 584 code for a protein of 148 amino acids. Lineage: Eukaryota; Metazoa; Chordata; Actinopteri; Syngnathiformes; Syngnathidae.